Stegodyphus dumicola is the source of this 324-nucleotide messenger RNA. RefSeq names its product tigger transposable element-derived protein 4-like. Lineage: Eukaryota; Metazoa; Arthropoda; Arachnida; Araneae; Eresidae. The record is from RefSeq and is a predicted model, not a curated record.
AUGACUGGGUCACAAAAAUUGCCUCUGCUCUUUAUUCGAAAAUAUUUGAAACCAAGGUGUUUCAAAAAUGUUCAGAAGAUUCCUGGUGCAUAUUAUGCUAAUAAUAAGGCCUGGAUGACUGGCAACAUCUACGAAAAAUGGUUGAGAGAUUUAGAUAACCGUUUUUCAGCAGAGAAGCGCAAAGUUCUCCUAAUCGUGGACAAUUGUACUGCACACAUGGAAGUCACUGGGCUUCAGGCAAUCCGUAUGGAAUAUCUCCCACCAACUGCAGUUUUACAGCCAAUGGAUCAGGGGAUAAUCAAUAGUUUUCAAGCGAAAAUAUAA